UACACGAGCAUCCUCUAUUCUACACACGCGCCCACAUCAUACAGUCAAUGGAUUACACUUUCUCUCUCCAAGUGCAACACCAUCUGACCGUAUACCCGUCACACUUAUACGAGGACUACAGCUUAGAGUUACAGAUGAAGUCAACAGAGGUGGAUCAAGGCCUUUUCACAGACAGUUACUGCAAAGUGUGCAGCGCUCAGCUCAUCUCAGAUUCACAGAGAGUGGCACAUUAUGAGAGCCGGAAACAUGCAAACAAAGUGCGUCUUUAUUACAUGUUGCAUCCAGUAGAUGGGGGAUGUCCAGCUAAGAAGCUCAGAACAGAUGACGGGAGUGAGGAGGGAGAUGUGGAUAAGAACAAGUGCUGUACACUGUGUAACAUGUCCUUUACUUCAGCGGUGGUAGCGCAGUCUCAUUACCAAGGCAAGAUCCAUGCUAAGAGGCUCAAACUUCUGCUGGGGGAACAGCCUGCCAUAACAGCCAAAGAGGUGACACCUAGUCCAGUGAAAACACCCUCCUCAGAAACCUCACCUAUGAGCUCGACCCGUCAGCACCGGGAUUCUGAUCGCUACUGUCAGCUGUGCAAUGCUUGGUUCAACAAUCCUGGAAUGGCACAGCAACACUACGAUGGCAAGAAGCACAAGAAAAAUGCAGCACGCGCAGAUCUACUGGAACAACUAGGGAAGACUUUAGACAUGGGAGAGAUGAAAGGUACAGACUUAAACUCUCUGUUAAUGGCUGUUUAUGGCUGCAUGAUUAAUUUGGCUGUUAGUUCAUUAGAUGAUGAAGCACUGAACUGAAUGAUAAAAGAUUUGUAUUGCUUUACUGUCCUGCAGGUCUUUGAUGGAAAUGAGAAUGUUGAUUAUAUUGGCCAGUGCAACUGCCUAGAAAUGACUUGGUUAUGCAAAAUUACAUACUGUGUCAUAUAAUUAAGUUUGAAAUGACUAGGUGUGAUGCCAUUAAAUGAUAAUUGAGGUUUACAGAGAAAUGGUUUGAA
Molecule: messenger RNA, 994 nt
Organism: Sinocyclocheilus anshuiensis
Lineage: Eukaryota; Metazoa; Chordata; Actinopteri; Cypriniformes; Cyprinidae
Product: zinc finger matrin-type protein 4-like
Exons: 5
Coding region: 48-797 (249 amino acids)
Cellular component (GO): nucleus
Molecular function (GO): zinc ion binding; nucleic acid binding
Source: RefSeq, a predicted model, not a curated record